AUGCUUUUCAUGGAAGCCAAGACACAUAGCACUUCAAUACAUAACAAGAACAUGCUACACUUCAAAAGUCCAGACAAAACUGAAAGGAAUGAGGACAUAUCAAGAACAGAAUUACGGUCGUCCUCAUUAACAGCCCCGAUUCUCGAAGCUGUUCAAGAAGCUCAGCCUUUCGAAGAAGCAACAUUUUCUAACUUUCAGAAUAAACACCCUCUUACAGAAAAUUCAACUUGCAAUGCCUAUACUGUAUAUGAUGCAAAUGGCAAAUUGAAGCCCAUAAAAGAUACAUUUGGUAAAGAUAUUGCAAUACCAGACGUGUCAAAUCCAACAAGACCAAGAGAUGAAAGGCCCAUGGACACUAUAAGAGGAUUCGAGUACUCGAUAACAAAAGACCCACGCUGGUUACAAGAGUUGGAGACAUCUAAAUUAGGAUUUAAAGUCAGAUCUGGAUUCUCAGCCAUCAAUCGAGAUUCACAAGCUUCAGUAAAUUUACCUCAACUAGAAGAAAAAGUGAUAAAAGAUCAAAAGAGCCCAAAAAAUCAUUCUAGAUGGUGGUUCUCUCGGUUAUUUGGCAGGUAG
This is a messenger RNA of Saccharomyces eubayanus, 576 nucleotides long. RefSeq lists its product as uncharacterized. The transcript has a single exon. The record is from RefSeq and is a predicted model, not a curated record. Bases 1 to 576 code for a protein of 191 amino acids. NCBI's taxonomy places the organism in Eukaryota, Fungi, Ascomycota, Saccharomycetes, Saccharomycetales, Saccharomycetaceae.